Leishmania braziliensis MHOM/BR/75/M2904 is the source of this 561-nucleotide messenger RNA. RefSeq names its product amastin-like surface protein-like protein. The coding region runs from base 1 to 561 and encodes 186 amino acids. Lineage: Eukaryota; Euglenozoa; Kinetoplastea; Trypanosomatida; Trypanosomatidae. The transcript has a single exon. The record is from RefSeq and is a predicted model, not a curated record.
AUGCCCGCUUGCCUCCCCUACUACACCGGCGCGAUGUCCUUCACGCUCCUCCACUUCCUCGCCUGGGCAUUCGCCUUUGUCGCCACGCCUACCGCGCAGUUCCAGACGCCCGGCCACGGCUGCUACACCAUGUGGGGCUACCGCACGUUCUGCGGCAACGUGUCGUACGACCUGACCGGUGACGCCGCCUUCGGCUGUGCGCGCCGCACCUCCACGAUGCGCUGCGGUGCUGCCUUUGGUGUCAUGGCGUCCGGGUGCGGCUUUGCCGCCCUCGUGUUCGCCGUCCUGCUCAACACGCAGAUCCAGCUCCCCGUCAUCAUCUCCUUCGUGCUCGCCGCCGUCUGCAUCCCGUUCACCAUGAUCUCCUGGGCCUGCGUGGCCAGCGUCUACAACAUGGUCAUGUGCGGCGACCGCUUCGGCAGCAAGUACCCCUACACCGCGGGCUUUGUGCUGAUGGUCGCGUCCUGGGGCCUGGAAAUUAUCGCUGUGUCCAUACUCGCCUGCACGAACUGGACGCGCCCGCCGAGGGAGGAGGUCGACAUCGCCGUCUCCAAGCACUAG